Messenger RNA from Histoplasma capsulatum G186AR, 399 nucleotides. RefSeq lists its product as uncharacterized. The record is from RefSeq and is a predicted model, not a curated record. Lineage: Eukaryota; Fungi; Ascomycota; Eurotiomycetes; Onygenales; Ajellomycetaceae. The transcript has 2 exons. The coding region runs from base 1 to 399 and encodes 132 amino acids.
AUGUCCACCGCACGACAAACAGGGUGGGCUGGGGCUCCCUCUGUAUCGGUACCCGGCGGUGGCGCCUACUACUUUGCCAAAAAAUCCAUAAACGCCGACCGCGCCCACCGACACGAAGAAGCCCAACGACGUAAAGAGGAAGCCCUCCGAAGAGAAAAUUCCGUAAAAUCACCGUCCUCAAUCGCACCGUCGACGACAAUGCCACAAAAGUCCUCACCCUCAGCCGGCCGCGCGAACUUCUCUCCACAAGCGGAUGACACCGGCAAUCCAAGCCGGGAAGCUGGACAUGACCCUGCUGCGACGCGGCAUGAACCCGAGACGCUGGCGGAGAAGAUUGAUGAAAAAGGAAAAUACGAGGCAGCAGAGGCAUAUACAUCGAGGAAGGGGAAUCGGCUUUGA